Molecule: messenger RNA, 1449 nt
Organism: Dovyalis caffra
Lineage: Eukaryota; Viridiplantae; Streptophyta; Magnoliopsida; Malpighiales; Salicaceae
Source: the annotation of a GenBank genome assembly
AUGGCACCAGCCCGAAAUGAAUCCACACCCAAGAAAGCACUAGUCUUUCUCCCAGCGCCAGGGAUUGGUCAUCUCGUAUCAGUCAUGGAGUUUGCAAAACGUUUGAUUGAAAGAGAUGACAGUUUCUCCAUUACAAUGCUUCUCAUGUCUCCACCAUUUGCCCACAAUGUUACAACAUAUGUUGAGAAACUUAGUGUAUCUCACCCUGAAUUUCAAUUCCUUGGUCUUCCUUCUGUAACCCCACCACCUCUAGAAGAUGUUCUUGCUUGUCCUGAACAUUUUGUUUCAGUUUUCAUUGCUGAUCAUAAAACCCACGUUAAGGAUCUGAUUGUUAACCAUGUUUUGUCCAACAAGUCAGUCAAACUUGCCGGUUUGGUUCUUGAUUUGUUUUGUACUGCCUUUGUUGAUGUUGCGAAAGAUCUUGGUGUCCCUUCUUAUAUUUUCUUUGCUUCUGGUGCUGCUUUUCUUGGUUCUAUGCUUUACCUUCCUGAUAGAUUUGACAACGGAGGGAUCACCUACAAGCCAACUGAUCCCGACUCACUCAUUCCUAGUUACAUCAACCCUGUUCCUUCCUCUGUUUUGCCUACUCUGUUGUUCCAUGAAGGAGGGUACUCAACUUUUGUUGGGCAUGCCAGAAAAUUCAAGGAGGCAAAGGGUAUCAUUGUGAAUACAUUUGCUGAGCUAGAAUCCCAUGCCGUCAACUAUCUCAAGGGUGAGUCAAGCGUGCCCCCAGUUUACACCGUCGGACCAGUGGUUGAUCACAAGGGCAACAGUCCAGUAGCUGACGGGAACCAACGUGAUGAGAUCUUGACAUAUCUUGACGCUCAGCCAGAAAAAUCAGUGGUGUUCUUGUGCUUCGGAAGUCAAGGGAGCUUCGGCGUGCCUCAAUUGAAAGAGAUUGCACUUGGGCUCGAGCAAAGCGGACAAAGGUUCUUGUGGUCUAUUAGAAGACCACCAUCUACCGAAUCAUUGAACCCAAGUGAGGUUAAUGAUUUUAGUGAGCUUCUGCCAGAAGGGUUCUUGGAAAGGACUAAAGACGUCGGACUGGUUUGUGGCUGGGCACCGCAAGUUGAGGUUUUAGCCCAUAAAGCAACCGGUGCGUUUGUGUCACAUUGCGGGUGGAACUCAAUCUUGGAGAGUACUUGGUAUGGUGUGCCUAUAGUGACAUGGCCUUUGUAUGGUGAGCAGCAAAUCAAUGCGUUCCAACUGGUUAAGGAUGCAGGAGUUGCAGUUGAAGUGAGGAUGGACUAUAGAAAGGAUACUAGUGAUGUUGUGAAGGCAGAGCAAGUAGCGAAAGCAGUGAAAGAUGUGAUUGAAGGUGCUAGUGAGGUGAAAAGCAAGGUGAAAGCAAUGAGUGAAAUUGGCAGGAAAGCUUUGUUGGAGGGUGGAUCUUCAUUUGUGGCAUUUGAAACCUUGGUUGGUGUUUUGUCAGGUAACAGCAAGGCUUGA